Messenger RNA from Prosopis cineraria, 2064 nucleotides. Its product is annotated as putative pentatricopeptide repeat-containing protein At5g37570. Lineage: Eukaryota; Viridiplantae; Streptophyta; Magnoliopsida; Fabales; Fabaceae. Gene Ontology annotation, biological process: RNA modification. The coding region runs from base 94 to 1869 and encodes 591 amino acids. The record is from RefSeq and is a predicted model, not a curated record. The transcript is spliced from 3 exons. Gene Ontology annotation, molecular function: protein binding; RNA binding.
CACGUGACCUAACCUUUUCCAGGAACAGGGGAGUGCUCCCUGACUCAAUUCUUAUCUUGGAUGAAUGAAGAGUAAAAGAGGACCUGAGCUUGAAUGGUGAAAUUAGUAGACGGAGGACCAAGGACACGGAGUAGCAUUUUGGAACAGAAGAAACAGUCAAACAGAACAUUCAACAAAUGCUGGCGUUUUCUUCCAAUGCUUUCCAUAUAUCAAUGUUCUUUGGCCCCUUCAGGUUAUAGGCUAUUAAAGUUCUCAGAUAGUAGCAUCAAAUCCCUCCUUAGAGUUUGCAAGACCGUUGGGCAUCUAAACCAAGUCCAUGUGCAAAUCAUCAGCAAAGGAUUAGAGCAAGAUCAUUAUGUCAUUGCAAAGUUCAUUUCCCUCUCCAAUUCCCUUUCUCCUCUCAAUUAUUCAGUUAGUGUUUUUGAUCGUGUUAUCAGACCUGACACCUUGCUUUGGAACUGUCUCAUUAGAGGGUACUGCCAAAAGAACUCCUUUGUGGAUGUUCUUGAUGCUUUUUUACGCAUGAAGAGAGCGGAUUGUCUUUCUGAUAGCUACACAUUCCCAUAUGUGAUUAAAGCAUGUUCUAACUUAUGCAUUGUGCGGGAAGCAAAAUCAAUUCAUGGAUUAACUGUGAGGUGUGGGUUUGAACAGUGUGUGUUUGUAGGUACGAGUUUGAUUGACAUGUAUGGGAAAUGCAGGAAGACUAGUGAUGCUCGCAAGGUAUUUGAUGAGAUGACGGAGAGAAAUGUUGUUUCUUGGACAGCUAUGGUGGUUGGGUAUGUAGCUGUUGGAAAUGUUGUGGAGGCAAAGAGGUUGUUUGAUGUAAUGCCACAGAAAAAUGUCGCUUCAUGGAAUGCAAUGAUUCAAGGGUUUGUAAAAAUGGGAGAUUUGGGCAGUGCUAGAGGUGUAUUUGACUCCAUGCCUGAAAAGAAUGUAAUUUCCUUUACGACUAUGAUUGAUGCCUAUGCAAGAAGUGGUGAUAUGGUGUCCGCUAGGUUAUUGUUUGAUCAAUCCUCAGAUAAAGAUCUUGUUGCUUGGUCUGUAUUGAUAUCAGGGUAUGUCCAGAAUGGUCAGCCUAAUGCAGCAUUGCUAAUUUUUCUAGAGAUGGAGUCUUUGAAUGUUAAGCCUGAUGAGUUUAUAUUGGUCAGCUUGAUGUCUGCUUGUUCCCAGUUGGGGUGUAUAGAACUCACACAGUGGGUUGAUUCUUAUGUAAGCAAGAGCUUUAUUGAUCUUCAACAAAAUCAUGUGAUGGCAGCUCUUAUGGAUAUGAAUGCAAAGAGUGGAAACUUGGAGAGGGCACUAAAACUGUUUGAAAAAAUGCCUAAAAGAGAUGUAAUUUCAUAUUGUUCAAUGAUACAGGGGUUGUCAAUUCAUGGGCAUGGAGUUGAAGCUAUAAACCUCUUCAAUAAGAUGCUGACAGAAGGACUAGUUCCUGAUGAAGUGGCCUUCACAAUUAUCCUGACAGCUUGUAGUCAUUCUGGACUAGUUGAUGAAGGUUGGAACUAUUUUAAUUCCAUGAAGCAUAAAUUCUGCAUUAGUCCUUCUCCUGAUCACUAUGCAUGUAUGGUUGAUCUUCUUAGCCGAUCAGGGUAUACAAGGGCUGCCUACGAACUUAUAAAAUCAUUGCCUAUAGAACCUCUUGCUGGUGCUUGGAGUGCACUUCUUGGGGCUUGCAAGCUAUAUAGCGAUCCAGACUUAGCAGAGAUUGUUGCUAAUCGACUAUUUGAGCUUGAGCCUCAAAAAGCUGCUAAUUACGUGCUAUUGUCUAAUAUCUAUGCUGCUGCAGAGCGAUGGAUUGAUGUUUCCACUGUGAGGAAUAAGAUGAGGGAAAGGGGUAUGAGAAAGAUACCUGGCUACAGUCAGAUUUAGUCCAGAGCUGAAGUUGUGUUACACACAUGUAUUUUAUUGAAAUUGUUAGCUUCCUGAGGUUCAAACCAGACAAAGAAGUGAUGCAUUAGAACGAAGCUGGAUAACGUGUGUGAGCCGAACUCAACUUAAGCAGAGACUAUGGUUUUGUGGUCAUAUCCACCUACAGCACGGCAGCUAGUUAUAACUGUCAGUGCA